Panicum virgatum (switchgrass) is the source of this 1886-nucleotide messenger RNA. RefSeq names its product anthocyanidin-3-O-glucoside rhamnosyltransferase-like. The transcript has a single exon. Lineage: Eukaryota; Viridiplantae; Streptophyta; Magnoliopsida; Poales; Poaceae. Bases 151 to 1563 code for a protein of 470 amino acids. The record is from RefSeq and is a predicted model, not a curated record. Gene Ontology annotation, molecular function: UDP-glycosyltransferase activity.
UGGAGAAGCUCUAGCAACUCUUCCGGCCGGCGGAUAUCGGUUGCUGCUCCCGAUGUAAAGGCCACGCCCCGCUUUUCUGUGCCAAGUAACACCAGUGACCCAGACCAGGACCGGCGCUCCACCAUCUCGGCUCCUCUUUUAUUCGCAGCCAUGUCGGGCGGCGCAAAUGGUGCCUCCGCCGGCGCUGCUCACAUCGUGAUGCUCCCGUGGCUCGCCUUCGGGCACAUCACCCCGUUCGCGCAGCUGGCACGCAAACUGGUCUCCGCCGACGGCGGUGGCGUCCGCGUGACGUUCCUGACGGCCGCCGGGAACGUGCCACGCGUCGAGGCCAUGCUGGCGCCGUCGGCCGCGGGCGCGGUGGUGGUUGUGCCGCUCCACCUGCCCCACGUCCCGGGGCUGCCCGCGGGGGCCUCCAGCACGGCGGAGCUCUCCGCCGACGGCGCCGAGCUUCUCAAGGUCGCCCUGGACGGCACCCGGCCGCAGGUCGCGGCGCUGCUCGCCGAGCUCCGCCCGGUCGCCGUGCUCAUGGACUUCGCCACGCCGUGGGUCCACGACAUCGCCGCGCCGCUCGGCCUCAAGGCGCUCCACCUCAGCGUCUUCUCCGCCACUGCGGGCGCUUUUAGCUGCGUCCCCGCGCGCCGCCUCCACGGGCCGCACCCGUCCGCGCACGAUCUGCGGUCGGCCCCGGCCGGCUUCCCGGAAGGCUCUUCGCUGGCGACCAUCCCGGCGUACCAGGCCGCCGACCUCACCUACUUAUUCACCAGCUUCGACGGCAAGCCGUGCGUCUACGACCGUGUACUGGCCAGCAUCGAGGCGUGCGAUGGCAUCGUGAUGAAGACAUGCGCGGAGAUGGAGGGCAGCUACAUUGACUACCUCUCCGGCCAGUUCGGCAAGCCUGUGUUCCUCGCCGGGCCCGUCGUGCCGGAGCCACCGCAAGGUGAGCUCGAGGAUCAGUGGGAGAACUGGCUCUCCGCGUUUCCCGACAAGGCCGUCGUCCUCGCCUCGUUCGGCAGCGAGACGUUCCUGCCGGUAGCCGCGGCGACGGAGCUUCUCCUCGGCCUCGAGGCCACCGGCCGGCCGUUCCUCGCCGUGUUCAACUUCCCCAGGGGCGCGGACACGGAGGCGGAGCUCCAGGCGCGCGUCCCGCUGGGAUUCAUGGAGCGCGUCAAAGGGCGAGGCCGCGUGCACGUGGGGUGGGUGCAGCAGCAGCACAUCCUGCGCCACCGGAGCGUCGGGUGCUUCUUGAACCACGGCGGGUUCAGCUCCAUGGUGGAGGGGCUCGUCGCCGGCUGCCGCCUGGUGCUGCUGCCGAUGAAGGGCGACCAGUACCUCAACGCCGCGCUGUUCGCGCGUGACCUGCGCGUCGGCGUGGAGGUGGCGCGCCGUGACGAGGACGGGUGGUUCGGGCGCGGGGACGUGGCCGACGCGGUCGCUGGAGCGAUGGCGGAUGGAGGGGAUGGUGACCUGCGCAAGUGGAGGGAGUUCUUGACGGACGAUGCCGUGCAGAUGAGGUUCACAGACGAGUUCGUCCGGCAGCUCAAGGAACUCGUAAGGGAGACCUGAGCUGAUAUUUUCGCUUCCAAGUUCUAAGUAUGUUCACUCGUUAGGAGGAGCGUCCGUUGUGUUCAGGCGUGACUUCAGGGACUUGGAAAAAUGAUAAUGGCAGUCUUUGCAAAAUUCGGGUUGUGCUUCCCGAAUCGAAUUGAAGCGUAGCUUUUAGUUCUUUUCUAAUCUUGGGUCGCCCGCCCAUGAUGGGUUAAAACUCUGUUAUUUUUAUUAUUGAUCUUGAGCCUAUGGCUUUGUUUGUGUUUGAUGCUCAGCUGUGUCGGAUGGCAGAGGCUGGAACUUUGUUCCCUUAUUUCAAAAAAAAAAACUAUGUUCACCAA